GCCUCACCACCCGCUCUUUGCUCUUUUGGAAAGAGAGGACAGAAAGGGAGUAUUUUGGGGGAAUACGAAUUAUGGAGAAUCGCAGAGAAAGAUAUAUUCUUGUGCAAGAUCGUGUGGGCUAUGUGCAAGAGAAAAGCGUGUUGUCUUUUUUGAGUGGAAUAAAGUCAACACCUACACAGAUUUUCAAAGGAGAGUUACUGGAGGCUCUCCCAGAAACGGAGCAACCUAACGACUCAACAAGAAUAGCUCUUGCUGGAAUUGAUCGGAAAAAUUUACGUCUUGAAUGUGAUAAGGAAGGCAUAGCGAAAGUAACAAGCGAAGAUGCUAACUUGCUUUUGGCUAUUUCUUCAGUAGUUUCAAGGUAUCAGACUUUUAUUAAUAAGAAACGAUUAGAUUUCGGGCGACAGAUCUUACCCGGAAGGCAGGUGCUUGUGGAAGUGAAAGGAAUUUCCAAGAAAUUACAUGGAACUGCGUGGUACAUUGGCGAAUUACCAUCCCUUCAUGGAACCUAUUUUGGUGUACAGUUGAUUGUAAGUAUUUUUUUAAAAUACUUAAAUACGUUGAUAAAAUACUCCUAAAAACAGUGUACGCCAUACCAGUGCGGAUCGAGUGUAUAUAAUUUUUUUAUCUUAGAUAAUUUUUAUUUUUCUUUUCCUUCAACUUCAUUUGCAUACAUUACCAUACUCCAAAACAAAAGAAAAACAAAAAUUACCUGAGAUGAAAAAUUAACUAGAACAUAUACUUUAUUGCUGAUGCUUGAAACUGUUUUAAUCAAUUUCAAUUGCAAUCUGUGAGAUAGAUUUAGUAAGAGUGGGUGGCAAUAUCCUUGGGGAGAUCAAGGCAAAAUUGACCUCGGUGGAUCAAGUGGAUUUUGGUGAUGGCCUAACAACUUGCAAAGGCCCGUUUCAAACGCUGUGCCAAACUCGAUCAAUUGAUCAAAUUAAAUUCAACUUUAGCACGGCGGUAGCGUGACGUUUGAAACCAAGUCAUGCUAUUGCCGUGUAGCAUAGUAAGCCUUGCCUGGCCUUGCUACACAGCAGUAGCUCGACUUUUGGUUUCAAACGUUGUGCUACCGCCGUGCCAUACUCAAUUCAUAAAUUAUAUAAUAUACAUUAAAAUACAUUUAAAAGUUUGCUAAAUUGCUUCUUUAGUUUUGUGUUUUGUUUUCGGCAACAGCUGCUCUAUUUGUGCCUAAAUUAAAUUCUGAAACCAAGUCGUGCUAGUGUGGUGCUGCAGUCGAGCCAGCUUAGCACUUCAGUAGCACAACGUUUGAAACUGGCCUAAGCUUGUUCUGGGGUGCUUAUCAUUUCAAUUUGACAGAUAAAUCUGGUUCGGCUACCUAGUGGCAUGAUGGUAAGUAAAAAUCUACCCAUUUACUGCAGAAUUGCCAAUUAUAUUACGGGUUUGAAUCACCAAAAGGUGCAAAUACACAUGGCUGGUUCCCCGGGGGACUCCCAUAUGAAACAGACGGGGAUGCUUGUCGACUCGCUUAGGGGUGUAAAUUUUGGAUUUUGGUCUCGCUUAUAUACCUGCCAACUUUUUCUGAGAUAUAAGCGUGAGAUUUUUAUCCUGGGAGUGCUGGGAUUUUUGAAGACGACACAAUCAUUUCCGAAGAUUCCCAAAGAAGUCCGAAGUCUUCCGAAGACGUCCGAAGUCUGCCGAAGGCGAAGUUUUCACUUGCUUUUCACUUCAAAAAUCAGAGAUCGCGAGGAAGGUAUUGUCAUUUAUUCAUUUUACACAUGGUUUUUGUUCCUUACAUGGGUCUGAGUUAACAUAUUUUUGGAAAUUGUGUCAAGCAAGACGGCAACAACUCACAUUUUUCAAUCAGGCGUGAGAAAUUGGCCCGCAAGCAUGAGCCGGCGUCAGAUCGAAGUUUUCAACCCGCAGGUGUGAGACUCACGCCUAAGGCGUGAGAGUUGGCAGGUAUACGCUUAGGGUGUUCCGGGCAAAGCGCCAAUAUUUUAAGCCGCCAAGGUCUUGUUUAGGGUUCCGCAAAGAACUUGAGAUUUAUGACAAUGCUUUUAAAAACUACUUUUAGAUAAAAGCAUUCGAUGAUUAUGUCUUUAUAUUAUUAAAACUCAUUGCAUGUCAUAUUUGUGUGUUUUUAGGAGGUCUCUUUUAGGGGUCAAAAUUUGCUUAAGCUAUGCCCAGAUUGGUCUGUUUUAGGGGUCACAAAAAGCUUGAGGCACGCCAGAUGGUCUCCUUUAGGGGUUAAAUUCAAAAUUUCCGACAAGCAUCCCAUCUGUUUCAUAUGGGAGUCCCCCCUCCCAGGGCUGGUUCACUGGGAAAGUGGUACAUCAGUGGUGUAUUACUUACGACAUGAGAUUCUGUGAGAAAAUCAUGUUUAUUAGGAAGCACAAAUUAUGAUAGCUUCAAACUUUGUUGACAAGUUGUGUCUAGCCUGCGUAGCAAGCCUUUCCGUGCAAGUUAGCUGAGAAAGUUGGGAUGAGAGAAAAAAAAGGAAUGACGGGAGAGGGGGAGGGGAAAGAAGGAAACGCUUGCCUGCAAACCCCUGUGACUGUUCUGAAAAACUGUGUUCGCCCACGAGCUCAGCUUCUGAUUGGGACGGUGCUGGUAGUGUUGGUUACUUAGCACUCGAAACAUCAAUCAAACCAGGUAUGCUUUGUUUUUCGUGCGUCACAGAUCUGGUCUCAUCUGAUUUGUGGUUGCAAAUUACAAAUACUUCGACUGAUAUUUAUUUGAAUUGUGUUUGUGUGAAGGUUUAUGAGCUCAGAGUCUUCAAAGUAUAAUUGGAGAUCGAGCAGUGUUGACUAGGGAAGGCCAAUGUAUUGGGAAUGACGGCGUGUGGAUCUGACUGGAAAAAAUGGACUGUUUGUUGGAGAUAAAUCAGAAGAUGGGUACUUGAGCCUAACUAAAGCCACCAUGGACAAGCGAUUGAUCAGCUUUUUGAAAGGAAAAGGUUCUAUUUGUUUAUUGCAAAUUUAGCGGCAUGUAUUGUAGAGAACGUUUCAACACGGGCCGAAGAGCAGCCCCUCUGCAAAACUUAUAGCUGGCGGAGUAAAUUGUUCAGGACAAGCUUUCAGACGAGAUAAAGGCACACAAUAAAAUACAAGAAAUUCCACAGCAAUCGCUCAGAGUUUUAACCUUCUUUUAUCGUAAACCUUUUUUAUUACAGUUUUUGCAGUCAUCUGAAAGUCGUGUUCUAUUAGAGAACAAUUCAAAGUAAUGUUAAAAAUCUGGUCAUCCAUGGUUAAUCUGUUAUACUUCUACUUUGAUGAGCUGUCAAUUUACAAUGAACCAAACUGUGAAAUAUCAAGGGGCAUUUUCCAGAAUCAUGGGGUUUGCGGGCAAGCAUUUCCUCUUCUCCCCUCACCCUCCCCCUCCCACCUUUUUUUUUUUGGUUGAUCUGGCUCUAACUUUCGCGCAAUAACUUGAUUGGAAACGCUUGCUACGCAGGCUAAGUUGUGUCUUGUUGUCAUGGCUGUUGAACUGCAACCUACAACAUAGUUAAUCUGGAGGCAUUUUCUGAACGAAACUGUUAAAAAACCCAACAUUUUGAAACCAAGUGACCCAAGGUUUAAGUUUAUUUGGCUGAAGUUACUUUACACAGGGGUUACAUAUGCAUCUGGGCUCAGUUGUUAACGUUCCACUGAAUAUAUAUUUAUCCUAGUUUUCUUAAUACUUAUCCACUGGAUUGUGAUUUAUCCAGUGAAUAGUGCUAUCCACCAUUUGAACAACUUGUGCCUUAUGAUCUAAAGAUUAGAUCAGGCUAAGCCUAUCCCUGGUUGCUGUCCCUGACUCAAUAAUAUUGUUUUUCUUAUUAUGUAUCAGUCAAAUGGAAGCUUCAAUGUCCCUCCCAGUAUACCCAUUUGACACAUUUGCAGGGCCUCCAUUGCUGUAGAAAUAGAUCCUGUUCCUAAUACCUGCCAUCUUUGCAUGCUCUUAAGGACUAAAGGGGUAUUAAAAUAAUGUCAUUUGAUUUGUCAGGGGGAAAACUAAAAAGGGAUAAAAUUUGCCAUUUAUUCAAGAAACCAUGGUCAAGGGGCUGUGAUGGGGGUGGGGGGUUCUGUGAUGUGGUUUGGAUUCGGUGAUAAAACUUUUUUUUUUGGUGUUAACAUAGGUUGUGUUUUCACCAGGACAAUUGUGAUUACAAUCAGUGACAAAACUGUUGAGACAUUGGGCUCAAAUAGGGUAACUUCAGAGAACAAAAGAAUCGACACCACUUCCCUGUCCCCUCCAUUCAACAUUGGGGUGUUUAUUUUCCCCUUUGAAGUCAGUAAAGUGUAAAAAAGCCCAGUUUAGGGUGGGGUGUCUCACCCGAUUGUCGCUGAUUGUAGAUAAAGCCAGAAAAGUCUGGGAAUACAGUGAAAACACCUUUUGUUGUUUUAAGCUAGUUAAAAAUGCAAGCUGUUUUCACAAGCAAAAAUGAGGGAUUUUCUCACCUUUACGACCAGAAAUUCAAGCAGAGCUAUACUAUCUUGCAAGAUGGUAUACCCACAGCCAAUCGGGUCACUCAUAGUGACAGAUGCCUGCCAAAUAAUCUGGUAACAAUCACCUCCUGGUUGAGCAUCAGAGAACUUUAACAUGGCAAAUGAUUUCAACAAUCAUUUCUUUCAAUUUACAUUCCCACCAACCCCAUUGGAUCCUCCAGUUCCUCUUCAGGCCCUUAACUUUUUCAGAGGACUGGUGUGCAGAACCAUUUACCACAUUACAACCCAUCAAAAGUAUUUCCACUACCAUUUAUGCCUCACCUGUCUCCUUCUACAAGCAGCGAGACAUACAUGUAGCUGCUAUCGCUGAAAAAACUCUUUCUGCUUCACAAUCAUAUGGCUAGAAUAAUCAUAAGAGAAGUCAUGGGGAACAGGGUAUAGGAACAGGGUAUAGUUUUUGUAUGGUUUUUGUCUUGUCCUGUAAAAAGGGUAUAUAAUUACUAAUUUUGCAUGCCAGUCUGUCCUUGAGAGGGUAAAUAAUUUUGUGCAAACUGUCCUAUUAUUGCGAACGGGUAUAGCCUGCACAAUUGAGUUGAUUUGUUUGAUGAAAUUUGCUUUGUGCUCCAAGUAUACAAAAGCAGGGACUAUGAAGUUGAUAUUCUCAAUUGCAAUUACCAUUAAAUGACUUUUAAUAAAGGCAAAGUUCAUUUUGUCGGUUUUUCCUUAACAGGGUAAUCUAAUUCAUAGUGUUGUCCUAAACAGGUUAUGUAUUUUAGGAUAUUUAUUUCGAAUUUAUUAUCCUUAUCAGGGUGGCUUUCAAACCCUGACAGCCACUCGUCUCUACCCAAUGGUUGUAAUGAGUAACCUCCCCCCUCCCCAGGCAUUUUCCCAUUUGCUUUGUUGUUUGUUUGCACCAAAUUUAGUGAUCCUUAAUACACAAAUAGUUCCGUGAUUGAGGUCAAAUGGUAAAGGAGGGUCUCCAAUAGGUUUUUUGGGAUCCAGAAUUUGCCUUAUUUGAAGGCCAGGAAUUUUUUGGAUUUAAAAGCAAAUUAGAGGGGGCAAGAUUCCGAAAUGCCAAUAUAUUGGGGUUGUAGGAUGCCCAUAAAAACCAUACGGAUUAGGAAUUGAGCAAAAAUCUGGACUGGGAUGAUGGGAUUGGAGAAUGUAAUCCUUGGGACCUCUGCAUAAUUAUGAAGAGUAGACUCAAUCACAAGCUGCCCAUCCCCUACUCAUGGGCAUUUGUUUGGCCGUAAUUGUCAGAGAUAUUGCUUGAAGCUGUGCCUGGUAAAUGGAUGUUUAAUAUGGCAUUAGCAAAACAGUAAUAGGUUUUUUCUUUAUUUUUAAGGUAUGUCAUGUAAUCUGGGAAUUAGCUGUUUGUUGUGUAUUUUCCCUGGCACAACAGACACCAGUGCUGAGUGAGAUCUGUGGGAUGGGGUUUUCUUCACUUCUGAUCUUGAUCUUGUUUUGUCCUUGUCAUAUUUUCAUUUAAAUAAACAAAAGAUCCAUUCUGUCUCUCAUUUAAAUUGGACUUGGUCAAUGGACCCUAAUACUUUAGUUCAGAAUUUGUCAUAGACCUUUGGUACACUGUAAGAUAUUUCUAUUAUUGAACUGUUUACUGUCAAGAUUGAUAUUAGUUUUUCUUUUUUAUUUUAAUACCUUCUAGAAAAAUCCUGGCCAAGGAACAACAGAUGGUACAUUCAGGGGCCAGGGGUAUUUUCAUUGUCCCCCAGAUUCGGGAGUUUUUGUUGCUCUUGAUAAACUUGCACCUUUUUUUGAAAUUAAUGAACGAGUUGUGACAUUUGCUGGCGAUGCUCCAGUCAGAGGAACUGUUCGUUUUAUUGGUGAGGACAAAGGCUCACAUGGACAAGUUCACACCAUUGUAGGAUUAGAGCUGGUGAGUGACAUAGUUAAUGUAGUCGUUACAUGUAGAAUACACUUCGACUUGCUCGAAAAGCACUCUAAUAUCUUUUCAGUUCUUUCUAAAUUAAGCUUAUAGUGUAAACUUUGGUAUCUAAAGGCCUUUUGGGAUAUUGAUGUCCAUUUAUUAUUCCCCGGAAAUGACGUACAUGAAUUAAAAUUCUUGUAUUUUUGCAUAUAAUAGCAGGAUACCAACUACAAAUUUGAAUCGCAAUAUGCAGGGAAUUUGUUUGUUUGUUCAUUUUGCAAUGAAGAGCCUGCUUGGUGACAACUUUACUGGAAAUGAAAAGUUGCUCAAAAAUUGCCGGAUUUUGAUGCAAGCCUUAAAGCUUUGUUGUACUUUUUUGAGAAGAAUUUUAACUUUCAAAUGAGGAAAACUUUCAGUUUUGCUCUAAUUUUGGUUUUUAAUCUCGUGGAUACAUAACGGGUAUCUGCCAGUUGUUGAGGUGGUAUCAUGAAAACAACGUAAUGUCGUUGUUGCCGAUGUGCGCAUAAUAAGUUCACAUUGGCCGUGCAUUCACUCAGGCAACCUCGUGAGAGAGACCGUAAAAGUUUCACCCCAGAACUGGUGCAAAGUUUCGCAGCAAAAGCCAGUAGUCGUACGUGGUCAGUCCGGCAAUCACCGUAAAAGUUUCACACCAGGACUGGUGCAAAGUUUCGCAGCAAAAGCCAUAAGUCGUAGGUAGUCAGUCAGGCAAUCACCGUAAAAGUUUCACACGAGAACUGGUGCAAAGUUUUGCAGCAAAAGCCAAUAGUCGCACGUGUUUAUUCAGGCAAUCAGCGUGAACGUUUUACACCAGAAAUGGUGCAAAGUUUCGCAGCAAAAGCCAUAAGUCGUAGGUAGUCAGUCAGGCAAUCACCGUAAAAGUUUCACACGAGAACUGGUGCAAAGUUUCGCAGCAAAAGCCAGUAGUCGUAGGUAAUCAGUCUGGCAAUCACCGUAAACGUUUCACCCCAGAACUGGUUCAAAGUUUCGCUGCAAAAGCCAAUAGUUGUUCGUGUUUAGUCAGGCAAUCACCGUGAAAGUUUUACACCAGAACUGGUGCAAAGUUCAAGUUGUACGAUGGUCUUGUGAUGUCUAUAAGUUAUAGAAUCGAACCGCAGUUGAACAAAAAAGUAAGUAAGAUCACACGUAGGAAGGCAAGCUUACUGAGAGAGACCCAAUCAGUUUGCUUGAAGCAACCGUCAUGUUAAAUUUGCGUACAGCAACAGUAUUUCAGUAAAUAAUACUGCUACCGAAAAAUCCACGUAGUUUUUGGCAAUAAGAUAAGCUUAGGUGAAACCUUCUUCAGUACGUUCAAAAAUCGAGUUGAAGAUGGCAAACGUGACGUAACUGCGUCCUAUUGCGUGUUUCGCGUUUCGCGCUCGCUCCUCCAAACAACCCUGAGCACCUCAAUGACGCCUGUUGUGUAGGCUACAGUUGAGUUGUAAGGGCGGCUAUUUUGUAAAAAGCAAUAACUUUAUGACAACCAGAAGAAAAUAAAAAUUCCAAAGAGAAAUAUCUGCCGUUUCUCGCGCUGAAUUUAAAGUCGACGUUCUCGCUUUUGCGGAGUUUCGUUUGUAAAUCUUCCCCGACAAGGAUUUCCAGCCACUUGUUGAAUCAAGCGUUGCUGAGUUUGCUGUUUUCUUUUAUUUGCCUGAGAUAUUGGGUGGUGAUUCGCCUACCGUAAACAUUGUUAUAAUUCACAUAUGAAAAUACCCUCUUCAUGAAUAUAACCCGGAGCUUUGUCAUCGAUGGCAAUUGGUUGCCUGGAAACCCACAAUGCACUUUGACGUCACUACUCUGGAUGACGUCAAGGCAGACACCAAACAAACUCGAAAGAGAAAAUCACGCUGGCCUUGCGAUGCUCGUGAGAUACACGCGCGCUUCGUACGUGACGAGAUUAUAAACCUCACGGCUCGGCGCUUCGCGAGGAAUGAAAGUUUACACCACUCGACCGACCAACCAACCAACCGACCAACCUGGAGUGCUUCCUAUAACCUCGUGAAUAGAUUUACGAGUUAAAAAUUGGUGGCGAGUGACUGUUUUUAGGGUAGCCUUUUUGUACGUACUGUUUCCGCUUGGUAAUGGCUACAUGGAAGCCUAUGAAUGUAACCUAGUGCUUGUACGUUACAGAAGGACUUAUAUGAUAAAGACAGUUAGGAAAUUGAAAUAUUAUAGUUAAGAUUCUCGGUGCUCUGAGUAAUUCUAAAAGUGGUAAAACUUUUGCUUAGCUGCAUACACUUCAUUAACAGUAAGUGUCUAUUUGAUUCCAACGUAUUAUGCUUCCUCUCUCACCCUCCUCUAUCAGUCCACCUCCCCCCCCAAAUAAACUGCAGGUAAAGUAACACUUAUACGCAAACCCACUCGAUUAUGACUCCCUGCGACCGUAGGAACUGGUUUUGAGGACUUAUUGAGAGACCGAACGCCCCGCCGAACGCUUGACUCCAGGUUCAGCAGAAUAUUAUAGGGAAUCUCUCGCGCGCGAAGCGCGCGCAGCGGAGUACCAUGGGUAAGAAUUAAGGUAAUCUACCCAUCCGAGAAAACUUGGUAAUCACGUGACCGUACGCUCGACCGUCCGUCCGCACCACAGGCAUACCAAUGUUAAAUAACUCAGUCAACAGGUAUGGCAGCCCAAACGCAACUCGAGGUUAUUUUGGCGGGAAAUCGCAUAGCCACCUGCGUCUUGUAAAGCAGAGGCAGCUAAAGAGUUAAUAAAGACGAAACCGGAAAGCGGAAAUUGUUUCUGUAUCCGUGUUUUCUAAAGUAUUAAGCUUAGAUUAAUUGUCAUGUCCACAAAUUUGGAAUAUAGAGCAACAUAAAGACAGAGAAAAAGAGAGAAAGCGGCAGGCCAGCGAAACUCAACGAGAAAAAGGGCGACAGAGAUCUAGAGCGAGAGAUAAAAAACAAAGGAGACAUUUUUUGUUGGAAAAACAACAUGAAAAUUUUGUAGCGGCGGUGACAAAAUGAGAAAUGCUAGCGGCCACCAAUGCAAGGAGAAAAUGAGAGCAGUGAAAAAAAGGUGAACGAGAACACGUACGACAUUUCCUCCCUAAAAAGUUUCUGGAAGUUUCACGUUGUAGUCGUGCAAAACAAUGGCAAAGAAAUGUACAAAAAAAGUGUGCUGCACGUGCAAAGUUGCUUUUUUGCUAAUUAGACCUUUUGUUGUUUUUCACCGUUCUAAGGCGUUGUCUUCGCCGCUUAGCAUUACAUGAUUUUAUACUUUGUUUGAACAAACUAUAAAUAUUAUCGAGAGCUUUGCUCUUAGCCCUGGCUAAAUCUAUAUAUUAUCUAUCGUAAAUUUAGUCCCUGUAACCCGGGCCCUUUUAGUAACCUCUGCCGUCCUUGUUUGUUGCUAGUUUUGUUGCAACAGGUCUACUUUUAGUUAAUUGCUUAAGCCAAAAUUUGUUCGGAUGUAAGAACUGAAGUAUGCGCAGACGAUUGUUUUCUUAUUAUCCGGGGUAUUCACUCCUGUACGAUGAUAUCACGCAAAACGCACGAGAACAAGAUUGAGAUUCCAGAGUGUAGGCAGAUUACUAACUACCCUGGGUUCCAGAGAAUACUUUUUCUCAUCGAUACUGAUCGUUCGCGUCAACGAGAUGCGAGGCGCCGAGAGAAAAAAAGCCGUCUCGGGAGCCUUAUCAAACCGCAAGCACGGUUUAUUUCGUAUUAGGUAUUUUGAGAACGGACCUCUGGAGCCAGGGUAAUUAUAAAGGAGGUGAGUGUUUAGUUAAUUGAUAUAUUUAUUUUCUCGAUGUCUGUAUUUGCUUGGGGAAGUAGUUUUAGUGGUGAAUCUCGAGGACGACGAGAGAUCUAUGUGUGUUUGGCUGCUCCUUUUAGGCGCGAAGAUGUCGAUCAAAUCCUCCUUCUGUGCAUUUAAGAGAAGUGCCGGAUGUGCCAGGCAAAAAUUCUUCUGUUCGGAGACAACUGCCGACUCUAGCUUGCUGGUCUGGGAGAAAAGUGGGAAAGUUACGAAGCAAACCAUCUUUGCAUAAGCGAGUUCGGUAUCACAUGCAGUUGAUUAAAGUAUUCUUUGCCUGCUGAGGCUUUAAAUUUGAUCGUUGUGUCAAAGUCUCUGUCCUUUGCUGUUGAGGUAAAUAUCUAAUUCUGCAGCUGAUAAUUUGACCAUGAGUUACAUUUGUCCGUUGAGGCGAAAGAAAAGCUUGGAACUAUAUGGAUUCAAAAUGUUUAUCAACUGUAAAAUUAUUAGACUAUCGCGGUGCCAAGCGUAGGCUACCGUCGAGUUCAAUUGUUUUUAAACUUUAAGUCAAAAGAAAACUUCUCGAGCACCACAUCAAACCCGCGUUCGAUACCUUCGCACCUCCAUUUGCGAAUCCGCAAAAAUAUUGACAUAGUAGAGCAGCCAAACACAAAAAUAUCGUGUCUUCCUCGGGAUUCGUUACUUGAUCGUUCAUGAAAUCGAAGAAAUUAUUUCCAUGAUCAAAUAAAGAUAUCUAAAAAAAUAUAAAAAAGCAAUUACUACAAAAUCAGGCGUUAAAAAAAUCAUCUGCUUGCACACUGGAAAUUUACUCGAGGCGCUCUCCUCUUUUGUUGAUCUCAAAUACACGGAAAUAGCAUAUUUUUCUUUUAAAAGUCUAUUGACCACCCUAAUUCUCACGGGUCAUUUUCAUUUUCUUCACUUUAUUUAUUUUCAAACUGUAUUCUCCAUAUUUUCGUCCAGCUUUGACGCCAGCACUUAUUUUCAAAUUGAAACUCCUGAAGUAACCACUGAUUUUGUGUAAGGUGGAACUGAGAUAUGUACUUGUGCUUUUCUCUGUGCUUUAAUUUUAUUAGGAUGAGAGGUGUGGAAGUGGAACUGGCAAAUUGAAAGGAAAGCAAGUCUUUAUAUGUAAGAGAAAUUAUGCAAGUUUUGUUGAUAUUGAAACGGUUAUACCAGAGAAAGACUUUGAUCAAGAUCCUGAGAAAUCUACAAGAUCACCAGAUAGAGGUGAAAUGAUGCCAAGAUCGAUGGGUUAUGAUCCUGGUAGACCUUCAGGUAGGAUAGUGGAGUAUUUUUAAAAGAUCCAGACUCCGCCUCUCUCUAAAGGGGUUUGUUGGUUUGAAUCCUCAUCUCGCUGCAAAUUCCAAGGAUUUCCCACGUACUAUUUCGCCUUAAAUUAAUUUCCAUCUGUUUUUAGAAACAAACAAUGAACAACUUAUUAUCAUGGUCAAAAUGCAGUUCAGGAGGCCAUCAAUUAUUGCCUGCUUGAUUUACGGGGGUUCCAGACGAUCUCAGUUGAAUAUAAUGUUGUUUGAACAAGAUAUACUGACAUCUUAUUAACCAAACGCCGGAACCGUCCUGGGAGGAAAUGGGCCUAAGGCCUGAAAGCACAAACCGAGCGCAGCGUAGUUCGUACAAGAAUGAAAAAGGGCCUAUAUUUUUCAAGUACGGUCCCGAGCGAGCAUAGUUAAUAGUAGAGAAUUACAUGACUGAAAAAAAACAUUUUAAUAAGUUAUUUUUACACGUUAGCAAUUCACUGAGUGUCGAAAAGGUAAAGAAUAUUAUGAUUUAUUCAAAAUAUUUCGCCUUUUCUGACCGGUUCAAAGCCUCCGGCUAAUUCUUCAUAGCCAAUCAGUGCUGACCAAAUUUGGAAAAUGCGAGCAAUAUACAGUGGAUUUUAUGGUGUAGUUGUUUGGAAACGAGGUUCAUUGAUGGUAUAUUUGCUUGUAAACGAGGCUGCUUGAGCAAUAGACCAUCGAUCAAUCUCGUUUCCAGGUGCGGUCGUCUAGCUGUUUAUUCACGAGUAGACUGAAAAAAAUGGCGUUCACGGCUAUUCGAAGACGAAAUAAGUGAGCUGUUACAUGAUUAUCAGAGUUCAAAAGUUCCUAUGCCUACAGAGCAGCGACGCAUCUGACACUACAUCUCUUGUCCAUCUUCCAAUCUCGAGUUUGACUAAUUGUCGUGGGUCGUGGGUACAAGUCGUGGGUCCUGGGUGUGGGCGUGGAUAAUGAUUACAAAUUACUAAUAAUUAACAACAUUACUGAUUUUUAUUAAAUAUUUUAAUAUUUAUUAAAAACGCGCACUCGUGGAAUAAUUGUGUUAUUAAAAUAUCGAGAAUUCUUCCCGACUUUAUUUGUAAAGACGACCGAUUUUCAGCUUGUUUUUAAUUUUGAGCAGACGCGUACAGUUACCAUAUUUGGAGAGCAUGAGCUCAUACCAUGAUGGCUAAACCAAUCAGAGCUAUAGAAUUGUGUUAUCCAAUGAUUCAGUUUUUAAUAAUUUACAAUACUACAAUUUUUUGUUUUUAAAAUACUCGAUAGCUAAUAUAACAUAGCAUAACGAACAUAACACUGGAUCACAAGGCUGCGAAGUGUACGACCUGUAAACGGCUUUCUGGUAAGUUUCAGGUCUUUAUAACACGACAGUGACCAAAAAACCGCUCUUCAAAACGCGUUUUUCGGGAAAAUCUCCAGGAGCGAAUGGUUAAGACUGGCAACUAACUUUUUGCAACAAGUUAUCCACACAUCGGCUUUUUAUUUUUUACUGUUUCCGGCUACCCUAAUGAAGUAAUCGGUUCUUUGUCGUUUGAUUGACGUCGACGAACACUUUUUAUUUUUACCUCCCCGGGGGAAGAUGCUUUAAAUUCUGACGUUAUUUAACCAGUACUAGGAACAAAAGUGAUUUGCUAUCUUGUAGAGCAAGCUUUCGGGGCAAGGGGACAGCAAAGGCGGGGGGGAGGGGGGAGUCAAUCGCUGCAGACCCACUCGGCCGACUUCUUUUGUUACACUCUUGCCUGCGCAGGUUAUUUUUUUGGUUAUUUUUUAUAGGGCACGCGUCCUCGAAAUUUCUCCCUUCUCUCUAGCAAAAACUGUCGCCUUCUACGCUAUUGCAGAUCAUGCAACCCUUGAUGUUUGCUUGCUAGUAUGGGUUAAAUCAUUCUCCUUUUUAUUUUUUCAGUGUGAAAUACCUUUCAGUACUCGGAGCUGAUUUUUUUUAUAUUGUUGUCCUAGUUCGCUAUUUACAAGAGUGGCCGAGGAUUUGAACUUGUGAUAAACGCGGACAAAUCCAGCAAUUGGUGAAACCGGGGCUUGAACCCGUGACCGCCGGAAUGGGGAGGAACAUUGGGUGACGAUCCCAGUGAUGGCAUGUGCUAAAACCCAAACGGUAGAUUCUGGAUGAUAGACGAUGGAUGGUAGACUAUGGUUGUUUACUAUUUACAUGGCAAAGCACUCGGUUUAUGUUUGGGUAAAUGUAAUUAUUAAAAUGUCCUAAUGGUGGCGGUAUUGAUUUUCGCGCAAAAAAGCAAACUAAAAGAAUUGUUCAAACAUAAAUUGCACCAUGAAUGGAGUUACCGUAACUCCAUUCAUAGUGCAAUUUAUGUUUGAGGGGUUAUUCAAUAGAACCAAAAAGUCGACUAAAUCAAUGAAUUCACGCCGAAACACACCGAAAUACAUCGGAGAUCAAAAGGUAAAAUCAUUAUAUAAAAAGUUUUAUCGUUUGCAGACCUCAGUAUUUUAUUCUCAUACAACGUCUCAACGAUCGCUGGUAAACGCGAUACCGACUCGCCCUUGCGAAAUGAGUGCUUAAGAGUCCACUAAAUUAAUAAAUUCACACAGAAAUACAUCAAAUAUAAAUCUUCUUUAUUUGGCUUAAUGAUCAAAAGGUAAACUAUAACGAUAUUUAUCGUUCGCAGACCUCAGUACUUCAUUUCUCAUACAUCAUCUGGAAGAUCGCUUGUCACGCGAUACCGACUAGCUCGCAUUUACUCUCGUAACGUGAGCUUGGGAUGCCUAUGCUAAAACUUUCCUCUCGCGAAUGAUCCCCCUACUAGGCAGGCUAAAAUUGCACUUAGUAUUGUAAAAAGUUUUCUAUAUUUUAGAAAUGACGGUUGCCAUUGUCACGCGAGACAUAGGCACAGAACUCAUAGUUUCAUUUAAAAAUGACGACUGACUCUAAGCAGCCAGAAAACAAGAUGUCGUGUGUUGCCUGAAGAUCAGGAAUGAAGUAGCCUGCGAAAACAUCCGUUUCUCCUCGCUCUUCGCCGCUAGGGACGUUUCGCACGGAGGAACGCCUGCGACUCAGCGACAGAAAUUCUAUACUGAUGACGUAAAGUCUGUACGGAAUCCGGUGAGAAGCGCUGAUUGGUCGACGGAGUAGUUACAUUGUUUUAGCUAUUGUUUGCAAAUGACAGACAAAAGGCCACAAAGGUCAAAUGUAAACGCGAAGAAUCUCUAACAAAACAGUCAAUAUUUGUGGAAUAUAGUCUUCUCUAGAAGAAGCUUUUGAGUUUUGCUGGAGUUCAUUGGCAGGUAAGCACAACACUUUACCAAAAUCGACCAGAAGACACGUAAAUUUGACAAAUUUAUAUUUGGAACCCCAUGACUACCGGAUUUAUUAUGUAAACAUUGAUUUCUGUCGCUGAGUCGCAGACGUUCCUCCGUGCGAAACGUCCCUGGCGGCGAAGAGCGAGGAGAAACGGAUGUUUUCGCAGGCUAGGAAUAAAGCUGUUGUAUCUUUUCACGAGUUGUUGUGACUCUACAUGAGGCUUGCCUCAUGUGUCGAUCUUCAGUUGUUCUCAUCUGAUGUUAAGCAGAUUGACUGGACAGUCUUUGACUUCUUAUUUCGCGGACCGCUGGGUGUUUUAUUUAUGACGCCGAUACAAACCAUUUUCCGAUCUACAGUUGCCGAAAAUUGAAGCGUGUGCGAAAAAUGAAUAUUAUAUGUAUUUAAAGUAAAAGAGAGAUUCCCCCAUAUUCAGGAUAAAUUGUUCAUGAACAUGAUUAAAUUUGGUAAAUCACGGUUAUGUAGUCUAUCGUCAAUCGUCCAGAGUCUAUCGUCUGGCUUUAGCACAUGCCCCAAGGGGGCGGCUGGGUAGGGAUACUAGAAUAGAUUUAGACACACUAUCAUUCUGUUUCUUGCAAGGUUCUGGGAUGUGUUGGGAUGCUAAUGUUCAGAGGUUCUUAAUGCGUAUUUUACAGGUCGCGCAUGCGUGAAGAUAGUGAAAAGAACUCCUUCAUUUGACUCAGAUGAUCACAAUGUUAUCGUAGCCGCUGGUGAAAGUAGCCAGACUGAUUGUGCAGCAUUCAUAGAGCAACAGAAAAAACUUCUACUUGAGUACGAGAGAUCAGUCUCCGUACCUACAGAGGGAAAGUAUUCUCUUGGGUUCCUAGAUUUAAACAUAAUUUCGUUAUUCUUCCCAGCCCUCACUUCGUGAACUAGGGAAGCUUAAAAGCUUCGGUUGUCUGGCGUAAUACUGUCGCCUGUCUUCAUUAUGAGCAGGAAAACAUCGAUGCUUUUUUGCCAUUCUCUUUAAUGAAAACGCGGUUCGUCUGAGGUUCGCGAGUGCACCGCUCGAUUCCAGACAAAAAGUGUUGUCCAUAGGUUACGCAAUUUUCAAAUUUGUUCCGAUUUGUUGUCUCCAAAUCCCUAUCAUAAUGACUAGCCCGAGUUCGCAGUCAAUUUGACUGUCUCGCUUGUUUUGCUUUUUGUUGUUAUUCACCUGAAUUUUUUGAAUCCCCACAGCAAUCUUACGAGUUUCAACGCAAAUUAUUUUAGCGUUUUCUCUACUAAACUUUCUUUCCAUACCUUUGAACGUACUCCUCUCUAUUGACAAUAUUGAAUGAUUAAAUUUUGUUUUUGGAAACCUUACAGAAAUAAUUCAAGACUCAAGCGAAGCAAACGAACAAGCUUCAUUAUCAGCCGGAAAAUUUCAUGGAGAAGACUUGCCAAGGCCGUCAAGAGAGAUGCAGCAGCACAAUGAAAAGUUGCAAAAGGAAUUACGAGAGUUACAGGAAAGUGAAGAAAUAUCACAAAGGCAGUUGAGAGAGAUGCAACAACGCGAAGAAAAUUCACAAAGGCAGUUGAGAGAGAUGCAACAACGUGAAGAAAAUUUACAAAGGCAGUUGAGUGAGAUGCACCAACGCGAAGAAAAUUCACAAAGGCAGUUGAGAGAGAUGCAGCAACGUGAGGAAAAUUCACAAAUGCAGUUGAGAGAGAUGCAACAACGUGAAGAAAAUUCACAAAGGCAGUUGAGAGAGAUGCAACAACGUGAAGAAAAUUCACAAAGAGAGAUGCAACAAAGUAUAGAAAAUUCACAAAGGCAGUUGAGGGAGAUGCAACAACGCGAAGAAAACUCACAAAGUCAGUUAGGAGAAGUGCAGCAACGAGAAGAAAAUUUGCAUAGGCAGUUAAGGGAGAUCACGCAACAACGGGAAAAUUCCCAAGAACAAGUUUCCUCGUUAGAAAGACAGCUGAGAGAAAAAGACCAGGAAAUAAGUGAGCUAGAGUUAAGUCUCUCGCUGGCCCAGCGAAGAAUAAGUGAACAACGACGACAGGAAAGGUGUGACUGGGUCAUUUCCCGGGAUGAAAUUCAAAUUUCAGAGAAUUGCCUAGGAAGGGGAGGCUGGGGAAGUGUCAAUGAAGGUACUUACUGUGGCUGUACUGUAGCAGUGAAGCAGAUCCAUGACAUGAUUCUGUCCCCUCACAAUAGGCUUUUAUUUGAAAGAGAAAUGAAUAUUGCUUCGGCUUGUCGCCAUCCCUGUCUGCUACAGUUUAUCGGCGCCACAAAUGACGAAGGAAGUCCGCUCUUUGUUACCGAGCUCAUGGAAAUGAGUCUGCGAGCUUUGUUGGAAGAGCGGCAACUUUCCGAAACAGAAUUGCAAGUUAUUUCUCUUGAUGUAGCUCGCGCGCUGAACUAUCUUCAUCAGAAGAAGCCAUCACCAAUUAUUCAUCGGGAUGUCAGCAGCGCUAAUGUGUUGCUAUGGCAACAGGGUGACCAACGGAGAGGCAAAGUGUCAGAUUAUGGCACUGCUAAUUUCAUUCAGCAGACCAUGACAGUGGCUCCUGGAGCUGCCAUUUACUGCGCGCCUGAAGCACAUACAUCAAACCAAACAGUCAAGGUUGGUCGUCAUCAUCGAUUUCAGGGCCCAGUUUUUAAUAACUAUAUCACAGAUAGAGUGUGACUACUGUGUGUAACCUUUUUGCUGUAGCCUGCGUUGCAGACACUCUAAGCUGCCGGUAUAGAGCGUCUUCGAAUUAGUGCACAAUAUCAUGGUUCAAAUCACGCAGAGUCGCAAAGACAUGUGUAGGUGUUUUUGAUUUGCUAGUUUCUUACGCAGUUUGUGAUUUGUUCCGCAAUUUGUUAAAAAGUGUUGACAGGCCAAACACCAUUCAAAGCUCGUGACGACAGUGUGAACAUGACCUUAGAGUUGGGUUGAACAACAGAGAGGGCCCUGUUGGGUAAAGGUCCGACAAGUGUCAUAGCCUUGACGUAAGGCAAAUGAAAUGUCAACAACCGGCACAAGGAUGAGUUGAAUGUGUCUGAUUCGGUCCAUUUUGUUUUUCUUGAGAUAAGUGAGUCUUUCGACUGAAGCCUGAUAUCCUCAGUUCCUGUAGUUUCGCCAUUGGUGAUCACCUUUUUUUUAGAUGGGCAGUGCAUCCGCAGCGAUUAGGAGACACUGGAAAAUCAAAGAUUGUCCAGAACCAGUCGGAAUGUGUUUACAAACACGUUCCGGCCGUCAAGGAAUAUUCUCUUAAAGUAUUUUCUUGUUCAGAAAAAUUGUUUCACGUCCGAACCGGUCUUUCACUGGUGUCAACGUUCUUUCCCAGUUUUCGGCAUGCCUGCAUUUAACCUGCCUAUCAGAAACGCCCACACAUAUCCUUACGAUUCUGCUGGAUAUCUGAACGAGCUUUUGUGCACUUAUUCGCAGACGGCCUCAGUAUACCGAUGGUUUAGAAGAUGUUUGGGCCGGUUACAACGAAGGCUGUUUUUCCGCUGUAGAGUAUAUGUAGUGUGUAACUGAGCUAGGUAGUCCUUUUACAUUUAUGGGUUUCUUCUGACGUAAUCUUAUUUGAGCAUCAAUGGAAAAAUGCUGUAUCAAAGGUGUAUCAAAGCUGAUAAACUAUUGAACUGAUCUUAUCUCAUUUUCGCCUACAGGAUGACUGAAUAUGACAACCUUUGUAGCAACAUCAGUUAAUAUUUUAAUUUAAAACGUGUUGGAAGUGUUUACUUUUUUCUUCUUAUUUUCCUUUAGCUCGAUGUUUACAGCUUUGGUGUUCUAUUGUGCGAAAUGUGCAUCCGGGAACUUCCAAAUCCUGAAAAUCGCGAAGAGCAAGUUUUGCUGAUGACGAGCCGCGUGUUGAGAGGCCUGGUACGGCGAUGCCUACAGACAGACCCUGAAGCGAGACCAACCAUGCAGGAGAUAAUCGAUGAAUUAUCAAGAGUUGUGUAACGUCUAUCAAGUAUUCUGUGAAAACUUUCGCAAUAGAAUUGAAUUGGUAAUUUUUUCACUGCUCGAAGUCGUGUCUUAUCGUUUAUUGUGACAGUGUAGUUUACAGAAGCAUUUAAUACUAGAAGAAAAUUACUCAGGUUAAAAACCAACAACUUUUUAGAUAUAGCGAGAUCUUCUCUUCAAAAAUUUAGUAAUGAUGCCCAAAAGUCAUACAGCUGUAUAUUAUAUCCUUCUCAUUUACCAACGUGGGUAAUAUGAAAUGCUUGUUUUGGAUUAGCCUUGUGAAAAAAACAAAAAAACAAAAAAAACAACGUUCAUGACGUCCGGGAGAAGAUCGCUAAGACGUCAGUUCUCUAUCCUAAGCUUGCUCAGUUCUAUAUGAUGGCUGCUACAUAGGUAUUUUUUUUUGGACUGAAAGACCUCUGAGAAUUUUAUUGUAAAACUAGUUUUACAAAAAAGAAAUAGUUUUUUUUUUUUAAGGGCACCCACCGAGAUUUUGUUCAAAACCACUUAAACAUAGCAAUGUUACACGUAUUUUAGUAUUUAAACGUUAUGAUAUAGGAAUAUUUUUAUCCCCUAGAAAUGUUUCAUCUGUUCGGAUUUCCUAGCUGAAAGACUAGUGAAAAUUAUAGGGAUAAGAACUUACCGUUUCGAAAAUUUCAGCCAGAAAAAAGGCUCCCGAAAAUUCUAGGUGACCUUUUUAGGGUAAAAAUCCGUUAAAAAUGGGCAAUUAUACCAUUUCUCUAGAUGUUCGAAAAUCCUAGGAGAAGCAGGCAAGCAAGAAAUUUAACAAUAAAUGUUCCGAAAAUUCUAGAUCUCAAAUCGUCUUUCGAACAGAUAUUUUCCGAAAAUUGACGUUGAGUGCCCCUGACUUAUAAAUAUCUUUUUUACAUUUAUUCAGACGACCUUACUUUCUUCUGUGGAGGAAGAAGGUCAUACACACAAAGUACAAAAUACUAACUGAAGAGGCGUGUAGACAUGGCGCUUGUUAUAAGCAUUGGAAUAUACAAUUAAAUACGUGUAGCAGUUCGAAGGUACGGAAAACUCGAAGUCGAGAAGUCAUUUGUUAUUGAGUUUCUUAUGACAGUAGUGUAGUAAAAGCCAUUUGAUAUUUGUAACUAAACUUUCCUAUGUAAUUAAAGCUGAGAAAGUAGACACGACGACUACGUGUUUCUUAAUCUGUGAACGCCGGUCGCCGUUGCCGCGGGAAAUACUUUGCGAGCGGAGGCGAACAGACGGAUCAUAGGAGGGUACCCCAAAACAAUAUUAUUACAUUUUUGAAUAUCCCUGGAGUUUCGUUUAGUGGCAAGAUACAACGCGCGUUUGAUUACUGCGCUUUUCACAAACAUGCGAAUUCUGAAGUUCAAAAGCCACAUCAUUUCACUCCUCACGGGAGAUAUGAACUCAAUAAAUUGACCUCGCUCCCAAUGUGUGGCUUCAUAGCUCAGUUGGUAGAGCAACGCACCGGUGACGCGGAGGUCACGGGUUCGAAUCCCGUUGAAGCCCUGAUUUUUUUCAGGCUUCUUCUUUCCAAUUGCUUUAAAAAUUGGAAAAUUUACUGCGAUGAUCAUUCUUCACUCUCAUAUAUUUUAUUCCCCGCCUUUUAAUAAAACAGCUUCUUAGAAUGGAAAUAGAAGAUGCGUGUUUUAAAUACAAGGGGCAAAGGAUUUGAAAUAACUCAGGGGAGAGGAUGAGCAUCGUCUCGUAGCGGAGUAAACUUGUUGUUUAUGACAUCACUCAGUGUGUUCAGGACUGAACGCCAAUAUUUUGUGCUUCCGGGCUUGGAAUAAAGAGAAUGUUUGAGAAUAGUAUCUUUUAAAAAAACCAAACCUGGGAUUUUCCCUAUAUUGGCCUAUACUGGGAGGCUCCUCCGCAAAGGGUUACCUUUUUUAGGCUUUAGAUACAGCUAUUUCGAGAAAGGUUGUCGGAUAAAGUGCACGCGACAACCCCAAAAUGUAUCGUGGGUGGACUUAAAUUCACUCUUUUUCAAAGAAAUUUGAAACAAUCGCAGGAGAGGCCAUGGACAUAUGUCUGCGAGUGCUAAAGGAAAGUAACAAAAGUAGGUUCGACAGCUACAGUGUCAGGAAUAGUGUAUUGAUCAUAUCCCAUAAUACCUUUCAGGAUUGUCGGGUACACAUUUUUUCCGACAACCUUUCUCGAAAUAGCUGUAUAAGAAAGGGUAGUGAGUUCACUAGUUGAACUAUAUUAAAGAGUAUAGGGAAAUCUGUCAUUUGGGUCUGUUAAAGGGCUCAAUAGGGCUAAUAGAUGAAUGAUAUGACUUUGAGAUUUCGAGAAAACGUUCUGUUUUCGAGAUAGCCUGUUCACAGACUCUCUAUUUCCUCUGCAAAGUCCAUCGAGAGCGGGUGAUAAACUAUAAACCGCAGGGGAUUUAUUGACCGCCACUGCAAGGGGGUACGAACGAAAAGAAAAAUAAAACAACGUCUAUGUACAGGCUAUUUUUGAGAUUGAUUUCUAUGUAAAAAAAAAAAAAAACAGAACAUUUACAGCAGUCAAAAGGGAUACAAAGUUCUAAUCAAGGUAUGUGGAAGUGGAACCAUUUGCAACAGAUAAAAGGUAUACGAAAGGGGAACCUUUUUCGUGAAAAAUGGUAUAUAAAAGGGUAAGGGGUUGGAUUUUCUGGAGUUUUUUUUUUGUUUUCAUUCUGGUCAGUGUAUGAAUUUUUUCAAGCGUUUUGGCCUGUAUAAAAUGUUUUGCUUUUCACAUCCCUCUCCAUCAUUUAUAUUAAUUGUUUUGACUGUCCGUUCCUAAAACAGCAAGCAACGGACCAGAAAAUAACCUACGCUUAGCCAGUAUUUUUCGUUUCGCUUGCGCCGUGGACCAUUUUCGCCUGGGUGCUGAAGGCGAAACGAGCGAACUACAAAAGAAAAAAUCUGCAAAAAUGUGGAGCUGGUCCGACAGGUUAAAGAGAGAGUAGUAAUCCCGGUGGCGACAUCACAGUUAUAAAAAAUGAAAAGAGAAAACCGUGGCUGGGAAAAUUCCCUGUCACAUAUUUUUAUGUGCCGGGUUUACACUUUUUUUUUAAGUGUUUGCCUCUCCAUUCAGUCACACAGAAUUUCUCUAUUUGCCUUUAUUUGUCAGCGGCAUAACUCUACUUGAGCAAAGAGCAUCGUUUUCAAAGAUUAAGCAUUUUGAGGAAAAUGAAAAACGAGACCUUGAAUGUUCAUUUUCUCUGAGUUGUCUUUCCACCGCAUGGGAAAUAAAAACAAACGAAAGAAAAUAAAAAACACCUCAGAGCACAAAUCCAGCCCAUAAGUCCUUGCGGCAGGUGAGAUUUUCAGUAGGAAGGCACUAGAUAACGUCGACCUAAACCAGAUGAGUCAUCGAUAUGUCAGCGACGUCUUACAAAAUGAACUAGACCUUAACUACCGGAAGGCUUUUGACUGAGAUCUCCCCUUAUGCGACUUGGUCAAGUACCCUCACCUGGAUUGUGCUGGUGCUUACAAUUCCUCUUGCAUUUUGUUUUUAGCUUCUUUUCGUUUUAGUGCCUUGUUUCGAUCCUGUCCAUUUUGGCAUUCCAGGAUCUUUACACCAACAAUUUGAAAUGGAAUACCAUCAAACCUCAGACUGCAGCCUGCCGUUUCCUGCGAGUCAGCCCAUUGAAUUUUGUGAUUUUUUGGCUUUUGAGUCUCUCCUUUCUAGCCUGGAUUAAAGAAUAACGAUGGUCGACAAACGUGAUUCUUAAACUGUAAACUCGUGGAAAAUAAAAAUGAGGACACUUGUACAAAAUGCUUAUCAUUGUUGGAAAAUCCUCCUGUCCUUUUAAAUAUCGUGAAACUGGUAGUAAUGGCAAUUUUAUACACUUUAAUAAGCUCCUCUGCUCUGUUUUCGUCCUCUACGUAUCCCUAACAAGGAUCGAAAGUGACUGAGAAUAGAGAUGCCCACGGUGUAUGGGCUGUUUCUUCUCCCGCCAUUGUCCUUCUCAGAGGACAAUUCUCUCAGAAAAUUUAAGAUUUGGCGCCAAAUGGUUUUUCAAAUGUUGACACCUGAUUGUUAAAGUAGAACUUUACUUAUAAUUUUCCGAACUUCUUAAACUUUCUAAGCUGAAAGUCGAAAAAGCUGAAAUACAACUGUUUGAGACUCUAAGGACAGCAAUAAACACACUCAUGCUCGAUUUAUUUUAUUCAGUUUUUUUUUAAACAUUUUUUUUAAUUUUUUUUUUUCAGAACCACUGCAGAGAUCUGGUUAGGUUUCGGUCGAUGUUAGAUAGUAUUUCGUGGCGUGUCGACACUAAAUAACAUCGGCCGAAACCAGCCUCAGCUAAGUUCCUCGGAACGACCAUAAGCCACGUAAUUCGGCGCAAUACUGCUGAAUCUAUUGUAGAUUUAACAGUUUUUAGUAAUAUAAACUGUUAAUGUCCAAAAUUGACCCUUUUUUUAACUCAAAGUAACAUUCUCGCAGCGAUCGAUCAAAUGAGCGGACGUCGGAGGGUAUGAUUCAUUUUGUAAGACGCCGCUGACAUAUCGAUGACUCAUCUGGUUUAGGUCGAUGUUAUCUACUGCCAGGAUGAGAGCCUGGGGACGAGGUGCUCUUGCAAUGAACAAAAUGGCCUCCUGGCUCAGUCAUGAGGGCUCUACACAGAUUUGUGUGGCCCGUGGAACCGUGUCAUGGGGGAGUAAGGAUAAUGAUGCGGCGGGAGAGCUUCAACUUUGGUAUCAUGAGAGGGAUGACGAUUACUGCCUUUAUGCCAGCAAGACAGCGAGAGAUAACAUGGAGGUAUGUAAAGUUAUUGAUGCUUUUAGUCUUCACUUCCAAACGCGCACUGACAAAAUCAAAACGUUAUUAACGAAGAAGUCAAAAUUUCAUUUCGUCUAGUACUGAAAACAAAUAGUACCAUGUGAGAGUACUGAUAAAGGGGUUUCGUCCAGGGGCUCAAGAGUAAGAACUAAAUGUUAUGGAUCCAUGAUUGACUCUGGGAGUGAAAGGGUUAUAAUAAAUAUAUACAAUUUAACAAUUAUAUUGAACCCUUUUUAUUAAAAAAAAAAAGAGAGAUUAUUUCUGUAUUUAUGCAGUCACUUUAAUGUACCUGUUUUACAUGUAGUUAAUUUUUUAUCUCAUGUAAUUUUUGGGUAUGGUACAACUUAACUGUACGUGUAUGAAUAUAUGCUAAUGAAGUUGAAACAAAAGAAAAAUAAACAUUAUAUUACCUGAGAUAAAAAAUUAUAACUACAACAUAUCCCUUUAUUUGUUAUUCAUACAAUAAACACCCACUAAUAAGAACAGGGGGUUCAUUAAGGUUUUGAACAGGAGGGCAACUGAGUUUGACACCCGGGCAAAGAAUUGGCAAGGCGCGGAGGGCCUUGCCCUCUAGGGGGGUCCGGGGGCAUGCUUCCCCGGAAAAUUGUGAAAUUCUAUAGUCGUAAGGAUGUGUUUUCCUGCAUUUUGAAGCUGCAGACAAUGACUUUCAACAACCAAAAAAAGAUAACUUUUCCAGACAAUUUAAUCAUGAUUUGAUACCAAUACCCACCACACAAAUUGGACUUUUUGGUUCUCUUUUAAUAGCUCUGCUCAUAAUAAUCUUUACUCAAACUCACCGUCAGCAUCUGAGCAUCUUUAAAAUUUCAAUGACUAGACGGGAGGAGCACUGUUUAUUGGCGUAAACCAUAAGACGAAUAAAAAUCACGCUUCGCUUCGUUGAACAUGAUGAUUAAGCCAUUCAAUAUAUACAGGCAAGUAAAAGGUUAAAUCACAAAGAAGUCUACUCAUCUCUUGGUCUUUUCUCUACUGGAGGCCCUUUGGUUGAAGCCGAAAAAUAAUACGCUAUCGAACGCGUUCUUUUCUGGGCCGCCAUGCUCACGUGCUCGCAACACUGAUACAUUUCAGGUGGUCGUUUAUGAAGCACAGUUCUUUUCGCAAUGUGUUGUGGGGCGAUUCUUGUUUUUAACACACAAAGAACGAGGGGAUUUCAUGCCGCGUGGAAAUUGCACGGUAAAGUAUGUUUUACACUCGAUAAGACUCAUCAAGAAAUGGGCACGAUUGUAACUUAAAACUGUUUUUGAUCGUUUCCUUGUAUUAAAAAGAAGUUCUUUGAGAUGUAAAGCAGCCGGGCAAAGUCGUGUUCACAGCCGGUCAAUUUGCCCGGUGCCCGGCCCUUAAUGAACCCCCUGAAUUUGUUAUUGUCUUUACCUCUAUUAAACUGUCCCUUUGACAAGAUGUGUCAUACUAGUGCAAAAGCAUACACUGUGUAGGAUGUUUAUUGGUCUUGUACAGCCUUACCAACCCCCAAAAGGCAAAAACUGUGAGAUUCUGAACCUAGAGCUAGGAAAAGUAGAGCAGAGAAUUGGGUUUAAAGCGGCGGGCCCUAAAUUAUGGAACAAAACAAGGAUCGUGGUUAAUUUUAAUACUGAAAGAUUACAACUAAACCACAUUUUGGUACCUUAAGUAUGGGUCAAAGAUCCCAGUGAAAUUGGCUGUGAAUAGUUGUGUUUAGUUGUUAUUUUACAGAAACUACUGCCACUAUAAACAAUGUAACUUAAAUUAUAUUGUUAUCUUUCCUUACCGUUUCAGUUUUCCAGGGAAAUUUUUCCGGAUUUUAACUCCCUUCUCAGUCAUUCAGACAGGAUAUUGGCCAGUUGCAUUCUCCUCGCGCGGAUGAAUCCUUGCAAAUCGGCGGAUUAUUUCAUCAAGGUCAGUUUCCGUAUUGUAGUGGAUAUGAAUCAAAGCGAGUCCAAACCAUGAUUUUCCAUAUUAACUUGGAAAUUUUUAUAUUAUUAAAAAUAUUAAUUAUGAAGAAUCUGAUAGAUUUCCUUACACCUGAGGAAACCGGUGUGGAUCCGUGGCUGAGGUAUUACAGGAAUUACACUAUUAGUUGACAAUUUUCUUUUGAAAAAGAAAAAACAAAACAAACAAAACAAAAAACAAUUACCUGCGGAAAAUAAAUGAAUUUGAGGAAAGUAGCCGGUUUGAAUCAGCUUAAGAGAAAAAUAGCGCCCAUUUUUAAUGGCUUGUUUUUUUUUUUCUACUCUUGUUUUACAAUAUCUCUUUACAGUUCUCUUCAGAGGCAAUGAAAUGAUACCAAGCUAUUCUAUUCCAGUUACCCGACUAUUCAGUGUUUCCUUUUAUUUGUAAUUCUAGCGAAUAUUUAUUGACAUUUUAGCUCUUUUUAGCUUUCUUGAUAUUUUCUAUGAAACACUGUAUUAUUGUAAUUUAUAAUUUUAAGAUUUACUCUCGUUUCGACGUAUUUUAAAAUUAAUUAUCAUUGUCCCUGGAAAGCCCUCUUAGUGUCAAUUAAGUUUGUAUUGUAUUAUAAUGACUGCGAAGCAACUCGCAGAGCAAGGUUGCUGCAAGCAUGCACUCAUGAAAGGCCGAAAAAUUAGCGCGAAACUGACGAACCGCUGUCGAGGGGAGAGUAGCAAUUCUCCUAGGCACGCUUCAUGCUAAGGAAACCUGGAUAAGUUCCGACUGUUUGGGCCUUUAGCUCGUGUGCGCCUUUACUUUUUUACUUUUUUUAACGCGAGCAUACGAAUAAGCUUUCGGAAAGUAAAAAUCAUAGAAAAUUUUCAUAUUUUUUUUUUUCAAACCCGAUUAGUGCUAACACACAUUGAUGAAGGAGUCUGAAGAGUCCACACUCCUUUCCUUAUUUCCUCUGACCUAGAAGUAGAAAGGGAAAUCCAAGCUGCCACAAACGCAUUUGGCGCCCUACUACCAAAAUUCAAAAUGUACAAUGCGGCCGUGCUCCCGUCACCACUCAAUUCAUUUGAAUGCUCGUCAAGAAGCUGAAAAAACCACUACUACUAAAUUCUCGGCAUAGAUGGCAGGACGGAAUUCCUGAUCUAGAGGCCGGCUUAGGAGGUCGAGGGCUGACGUUGUUACUUUGGAAGCUCUCAUCACUUCAUAUCACCUUUUCUCAGCUUCGCUGGGGAGAAAAUUUCAACGGAAUAGACUUUUUCAGUCCUCCAAGCUCAGUGUUUUAUGGUCAUCUGUGUCGGGAACGAUGACACAAGAAGGCCAGAUACUACGUUUUAAAAGAUAUGUUUAGAAUGAGACAUGAAAAAGGAAACAUUAGAAAGACCAAGGUUUAGAUCACUUCAAGUGGCUUCGUGCGUUGAAGGAGUCAAUUGCCGCAAUUAAAGGGAAGGGACGGAAGAAUUACCGAAAGGCAAACUUAACGGAAGGAGACUUUGCUUAACUGUCUAGAUAAACGUCAUAUGUGCACAUUGUCAACCCCACUGUCGCUCUGUCGGGUCUGCCUAACAACCCGGCCUGUACAGGACAAUCAUCAUCGGAGACCAUGGACUCCCAAUACACUUUGCUGAUGUGAAUGUUAUACAUGUAACUGAUUUCAGUUGGUAAUUACCAAAUAAUCUGAAAAAAUGUUUCUAGAAAUUAAAUUUUAAGCUUAAAAUUGAUCGGGCGACGAAAUGCUUUUUAUCGAAUCGACUGUAUCAAUACGUCUUGCAUGAAUUCUUUAGCAUGCGAUAUCCUUGGGCGUACGUUUCCUAAAGUUGAAGUCUAACAUACAUUUGUGCUAGUAAAAAUUAUACAGUACUCUCUCAGCAUUGCUGAUCCUAGCAAUUUGUAAGACGUGUGUCACAUAUGAACCUAGUAAAUGGCUUAUUACCCUUCCCAUUAGUGUCUCUGACCUUGUCAUUAUACAGUACUCUUCAUCAUUGCUGAUCCUAAGCAGUAUGUAAGACGCGUGUCGCACAUAAACCGUCGUUUAGUAGCAGUUAUUGUUUAUUCUUGGGUGUGUCCUCUGCUUUAAAUCCUUUAAGUUACAGUUCGUUUUUUUUGUGUUGUUAUUUAAUUGUCAUAUACAAAGUAAACUUCUCUUCUAUCGCUCUUGGCAUGCAGUUUUGAGUAGUUGUUGUUCUUUUUUUUUAUUCCCCUCAGCAACUAUGGAGGAUCUACGUGGAGCAAGCGUACAAAGACCUGCGGCUGGUUUAGUCUUCCCAAGGCCAUCAAGGGAAAUACGGCAGCACGAAGCAAAUUUAGAGAGGCAGCUCAGAGAGAUGCGGCAACGUGAAGAAAGCUUACAAAGCCAACUGAGGGAGACACAGCAACGUGAAGAAAACACACAAAGGCAGUUAUGGGAGAUGCAGCAAAACUCUCAAAGACAGUUAAGAGAGAUGCAACAACGUGAGGAAAACUUACAAAGGCAUUUGAGGGAGAUGCAGCGAAACUCACAAAGUCAGAUGAGGGAGACACAGCAACUUCAGGAAAACUUACAAAGUCAGCUUAGGGAGAUGCGGCAGCGAUUUGAAAACUCCCAAGAACGGGUUUCCACCUUAGAAACACAGCGGAGAGACAAAGACCAGGAAGUAAAUGAGCUUGUGUUAAGUCUUUCGUUAGCCCAGCAAACAAUAAGUGAACAGCAACAACAGGAAUCAUGCGAUUGGGUCAUUUCCCGUGAUGAAAUUCAAAUGACCAAUAAAUGCCUUGGCAGGGGAGGCUGGGGAAGUGUUUAUGAAGGCGUGUAUUGUGGCUGUACUGUAGCCGUAAAGCAAAUUCAUGAUCUGAUUCUUUCCCCCCAUAACAUACGUCUUUUUGAGAGAGAAAUGAAUAUUGCAUCCAAGUGCCGCCAUCCUCACUUGCUGCAGUUUAUCGGCGCCACUAUUGAUGAGGAAACCCUCUGUUUGUGA
Porites lobata is the source of this 28058-nucleotide messenger RNA. The record is from the annotation of a GenBank genome assembly. NCBI's taxonomy places the organism in Eukaryota, Metazoa, Cnidaria, Anthozoa, Scleractinia, Poritidae.